Molecule: messenger RNA, 1129 nt
Organism: Oncorhynchus tshawytscha (Chinook salmon)
Lineage: Eukaryota; Metazoa; Chordata; Actinopteri; Salmoniformes; Salmonidae
Gene: rsad2
Product: radical S-adenosyl methionine domain containing 2
Exons: 6
Coding region: 1-1047 (348 amino acids)
Biological process (GO): defense response to virus; positive regulation of immune response
Cellular component (GO): endoplasmic reticulum membrane; mitochondrion; endoplasmic reticulum
Molecular function (GO): 4 iron, 4 sulfur cluster binding; catalytic activity
Source: RefSeq, a predicted model, not a curated record
AUGUUCCUACAGCUCUGCAUACGUUUCCUCCAGUGCAUCUUUGCAACUGUCCUGGCCUGGAUCGGUGUGCGAGGACAGCAGGUGCACGGCGCAUCACAUUUCUCUUCUACAGAAAAAGUCAAUCCAGCUACAAUCAAGGUGGUGAACAAUGUUAUUUCUCAAGCUGCGGCAACUCCAAGCAGUGUCAAUUAUCAUUUUACCCGACAGUGCAAUUAUAAGUGUGGUUUUUGUUUCCACACUGCUAAAACGUCUUUUGUCCUACCUAUUGAGGAAGCAAAGAGAGGUUUAAAGCUUCUGAAGGAAUCGGGACUGGAAAAAAUAAACUUUUCUGGCGGAGAGCCUUUCAUACACGACAGAGGUGAUUUCUUGGGGAAAUUAGUCCAAUACUGCAAACAUGACCUCCAGCUCCCAAGUGUCAGUAUUGUCAGCAAUGGCAGCAUGAUCAGAGAAAAGUGGUUCCAAACAUAUGGCGAAUACCUGGACAUUCUGGCCAUUUCCUGUGACAGCUUUGACGAGGACACCAACCAGACUAUUGGCAGAGCCCAGGGCAGGAAGAGCCACCUGGACAACCUCUUCAAGGUCCGUGACUGGUGCCGGAAGUACAAAGUGGCGUUCAAAAUCAACUCUGUGAUCAACACCUUCAAUGUGAAUGAAGACAUGAGAGAAAACAUCACAGAACUCAACCCUGUACGCUGGAAGGUGUUCCAGUGUCUGCUGAUCGAUGGCGAGAACGCUGGGGAGAACAGUCUGAGGGAGGCAGAGAGGUUUCUCAUCAGUGAUCAGCAGUUUCAGGACUUCCUGGAAAGGCACAGCAGCAUCAGCUGCCUGGUACCAGAGUCCAAUCAGAAGAUGAGAGAUUCCUACCUCAUUCUGGAUGAAUAUAUGCGUUUCCUGGAUUGCCGAGAGGGGAGGAAAGAUCCAUCCAAGUCCAUCCUUGAUGUUGGCGUGGAAGAGGCCAUUCAGUUCAGUGGCUUUGACGAGAAGAUGUUCCUAAAGAGAGGAGGGAAAUAUGUGUGGAGCAAAGCUGACAUGCGGCUCGAUUGGUGAUCCACACAUUAUAAUCAGUUAUUGCUACACUUCUGUAUGUUUUUUCUGUAUGUUUUUUUAUAAAAAAUAGUUUCCGCCUGUA